CCAAUCUCUUAUAAACACACUACACUUCGUGACAAAAAUGAGUUCAAAUUCUGAAUCCGGUGAGAAUUUCCAGGUCUAUGGGGAAAGAGCAGAACUCGUCGUCCUUCCUCCUCCACAUAACGGUUCGGUGCCUCCCACCCAUAACCACACCGCGUUAUACCUCAUUUCCUCGCCACUUCCACACGACAUCUCUACCUUAAAGUUCGAUAUCACAAGCCACGACCAGGGCUGGUGCAGCAACCCCAAGGACGGAAUCUGGUCAUGGUUCGCGAUAUCUAUCCUGGCCCCGGGGUGCGGAGGCACUACCAAUCCCAAUUUGGACGACCUGUCACGUCCUGGUUGUGUCAUGUCGCGCCCAGAGGAUUUCGAACCACUGGUGAACCAGCGGGGAUUAUACUUCAAAAAUCUUCCGAAAGAACUAGCAGCACCAAACUCGCUAAUCAGCAUGAGGAUUGCUGAGAAUAGCAUUCAGCAUAAUUGGGUACGAAUGUCGGUUAUCUGCCCAUACCGCGAGGAUAACGCAAUCAACAACAGCCUCUUUCGUUUGUUUGAUCCGGGUGAUCGGGUCGUAGUGUGGGCAAGAGCACAGAUCUCACAACAGCAAGGGCAGACUUACUCUGGAAGCUCGAAGACGCCUCCAGAAGAUGACGUUAGUCAGAAUGCAUCAGAGGGUGCGCUUCGCCACUCUGACCUUGACGACGCUACUCAUGCCUCUGUUGUUGAGGCUCCACCAUCCACACAAGACAACAUGCAAGAGGAAUUCUCUCGAGGAAGUUCUCUACCGGAAUCUGAUAUGGCUAGUGGAGGUGACAAAAAGGUCGUGGUCUCCAUCGACUGUUUCACCGAUAUGCUAGAGAAGGAUCUUUGCAAUAUUCCUGUUGACGACCCUGGUAGAGCCGUCCAUCUUGCCAGGACCGCACGCCACUUUACCUUCCUCUUUUUGCAAUUUAGGAGAAUGGAAGAUAUUGACAAAGCAUUGGCAUAUUACCAAGAAGCUGUCAUGCUCGAGCCAGAGAACCCUGGGCAUCGAAGCCUCCUUGCCUCUGGUCUUGUAUUGAAGGACUAUGUUACCGGCAAUGAUCAAGGUCUCCAACUCGCCAUUACUCAGCUGGAGAGAGCUACGGCACUCGAAGAUGACUCGCCUGGAAAACAGUAUGCAAUGACGCUUCUUGCUAUACUUUACGGAUCACGACAUCACCGCACAGGCUACGAAGAAGAUCUUCACAAAAUGCAGAGUAUUCUAGCUACCUUAGGGCCAGAAGACCCGGAUUGCGUUGUUAUCGGGAACUUACUUCGUCAUGAAUCUCUAAAUUAUAGCGAUGAGGGGAUGAAUAACGGAGAAGCAUUGGAUGAGACCAUUAAGCUUCUCAAUCAAACCGUUACCACUGGGUCUCUUACAGAUCUCACGAGACCAUUUGUGCAGAUGUACACCCAAUUACUACAUGCUCAACGCAGUGAACAGACCGGAAAUACAAGGGAUCUCGAUCUCGCUAUUUCGCAGUCGAGAAAGUUAUAUGACGGUUUACCAGAUGACUUCGUCCACCACGAAGCCGCUAAGGGGAGAAGGGAAUUGUCUUACUACCUGAUAAAACGGUGGGAGCGAACAAAAAGACUUGAGGACGCCCUGGAAGCCACAAUGGAGAUCAUCAAGGCUUACCGUGCAGCUCCACCGGUCAGCGAAAUAAAAUCAGACUUAAUAUCCUUGUUGUGCACCAUCGUGACCAGAUUUGAGGCACCUAAGCAUCUUGAUGCUCUAUAUGGGAACCUCAUCAACUUGUUCGAUAACAUUGACCCACAUCUAUUUGGUAAAUUAAGCAGUCAGGAAAAGGUUAAGAUUCUGAGUUCACGUGUACUUUUGUACCAAAAGUCGUACUCCAUCACUGGCAAACUCACUGACCUUGAAAGGUCUAUCUCAUUGUCGGAGGAUAUAUUACGCAUUCCUGGGCAACAUUCACGUGGUAUGAAUUUGACGCUUCAAAACUUAGCAAAAUUGUGGGUGAGAAAGUCCAUCCGCACCCAAGAGAAUGCAGCGUGGAUGCAGGCAUUACAAUAUGCGCUAGAGCCAUGCGCCGCGGAAGAAAAUUUGCCCAUCCGCCGCGUUCAGUGUGCUGAUUUGAUUGUUUACUGUGCUAUUAAAUUGGGAGAGUGGGAAUGGGCAUGUGAUACUGCAGAUGCCAUCUUUCCACUACUGCCUAAAGUUAGUGGCCGCGAUUUGGAGCAAGACGACAAAAUCGAGAGCCUCCGAUUGAUCUCCAGCUUUACGACUAACGUUUGCACUGCGUACCUAAGUGCAAUGAAAGCUUUCGACGCAUUACUGAAGCUGGAACAAGGCAGAGGUGUCAUGAUGGGUGAUUUAUUCGACAGUCAGAGUGACCUAACGGCUCUGCAGCAGGCCAAUUCUGAUCUCGCGCGAGAGUACGAGACGCUUCGUAACCGAGCCUUCCACCGCAUAGGUAUUGAUGAAAUGAAACGACAGUCACCAAAUGAGCGCCGGGAUGCCUUCCAAAAAUUGCGGCAUUGCGAGCUGCGUAUUCGCGAGAUGGAGGGCUUCGAGAACUUUCUGCAGUCAAUGACUUGGGAGGACAUAUCUCAAUGCUCCAUUGAAGGGCCGGUUAUCAUCGUCAACAUAUCGGACUUCGCCUCUGAUGCCAUUGUGAUCGUUCCCUCCGGACCCAUCUGCCUGCGUAUGAAUGAUAUGAAGCGGGAACAAGUGCCCGCAUUUCGAAACUAUCUGACGAGGAACGGCGGGGCGUAUUCCAGUAGCAGGGACCUGGAGAAUGACAUAUCGCAGGAAGGCUUUGACUACAGGGAUAUGCUCGCUUGGUUGUGGUAUACAUGCGUGAAGCAUAUUUUGGAUAACCUCGCUUUCCAUCAAGAAAUUUCAACUAGUGGACAGAAAACUCGGGUAUGGUGGAUCGGAGCGGGCUUGGCCAGCGGGCUGCCAUUCCAUGCUGCUGGAGAUUACAGAGGUGACCCGCCUGAUGAAGAUGAGAACUGCCUCUCUCGUGUUAUAUCCUCAUAUAUACCUACUGUUAAAGCGCUCCGAAAUGCCCGUGAACGAGCGACGCAGGCAAUGCACCGAGUCGCCGCGGCGGACAAGCUCUCGCUCCUCAUCGCCACGAUGCCCGAUACUCCCGGUCAUGGAAUGCUGAGCGGUGUUCGGCAAGAAGCAGAAAGAGUCACUGAGGUGGUAAACCAAGCCAUGAAUGUACGACAUAUGGUGGAGCCUUCCAGCGAAGAAGAUACUGCUGAGUCCGGGAAAGUGGUUGAUAAACUCACGGUUUCCAAGCUCUUGGAAACUCCAGCUAUGUCGCGCGCGUGGAUUGCCUAUUUAUCUGCGUGUUCUACCGCGGAGAUACGUGAUACAAACUUGAUGAAUGAGGGUCUUCAUAUAACGAGUGGCUUUCUCAUUGCUGGAUUUUCGCACAUUAUUGGAUCCAUUUGGCCUGCUGAUGACCAGAUCUCUGUUGAUAUGGCUGCCUUCUUCUAUGAUGCUUACGUCAAAAGACGCGCAACUGCUGUCGACCCUAACCGCGCAGUAGCGGAAGCUGUCCAUGAUGCAACACUGCGAAUCAGGAAGAAGUAUGCCUAUGAGCCGCUGGCUUGGGCCUCGUAUACUCACGUCGGGGUGUAG
Messenger RNA from Aspergillus piperis CBS 112811, 3634 nucleotides. RefSeq names its product CHAT domain-containing protein. The record is from RefSeq and is a predicted model, not a curated record. Gene Ontology annotation, molecular function: protein binding. The transcript is spliced from 3 exons. The coding region runs from base 38 to 3634 and encodes 1198 amino acids. Lineage: Eukaryota; Fungi; Ascomycota; Eurotiomycetes; Eurotiales; Aspergillaceae.